Messenger RNA from Plodia interpunctella (Indianmeal moth), 4234 nucleotides. RefSeq names its product nesthocker (gene nst). The record is from RefSeq and is a predicted model, not a curated record. The transcript has 12 exons. Gene Ontology annotation, biological process: carbohydrate metabolic process; UDP-N-acetylglucosamine biosynthetic process. Lineage: Eukaryota; Metazoa; Arthropoda; Insecta; Lepidoptera; Pyralidae. Gene Ontology annotation, molecular function: phosphoacetylglucosamine mutase activity. Bases 123 to 1790 code for a protein of 555 amino acids.
AGUCAUUUUCAAUUGAGAACUCGUAUCGCAGCGGGAAUGUAGAAAUCUCGUAAUCGUUCGUUGAUUCAAAGUGAUUGUACCUGAUCAAAUCGCGGCCUUAUAAAUAAAUAUCGCCGAUCACAAUGCCGCCAAGUAGUUUACGUGUAGUGUACGCGUUCGCCAGAGAAAUGUACCCGAAAAACAGUGAUGUGUUCAUACAAUAUGGGACGGCUGGAUUUCGUACCAAAGCCAAUCUGUUGGAGCAUGUGGUCUACCGCAUGGGGUUGCUGGCCGUCAUUCGUUCCAGAGUAAAAAAUGGUCGGACCGUCGGCAUGAUGAUCACCGCGUCACACAACCUGGAGCCGGACAACGGAGUGAAGCUGGUGGACCCCGACGGGGAGAUGCUUGAGGAGAGCUGGGAGGAGAUCGCGACUAGACUUGCCAACGUCAGUGACAAUGACUUGGAAUCAACAACGGCCGAGAUCAUCAAACAAGUUAACGCCGACAUGUCUCUCAAGGCCAGCGUCUUCAUCGGAAUGGACACCAGAUACACAAGUCCUCGUUUAGCUGCGGCUGCGGCUAACGGUGUGAUUGCGUUGAAAGGCACGCCAAAAGAGUUCGGUAUCGUGACCACGCCUAUGUUGCACUUCUUCGUCAAGUGUCGGAACGAUAACAGAUACGGGACCCCCACUGAGGAAGGUUACUACGACAAAAUCGUGGGCGCUUUCAAGGCUUUCUGUCAGAAACUGCCCGUUUUCGGUGACUACAAUACAACUUUAUACGUAGACGGAGCUAAUGGCGUCGGCGGCAAGAAAUUAAACAUCAUCAAGAAAAGUCUGGAUGGAGAGUUAGAUUUGCAUCUGUUCAAUUUGGGCGGCAAUGGCGGGAAGCUUAAUCUUAAUUGUGGGGCAGACUUCGUGAAGGUGUCGCAGAGCCCGCCGGCGGGCGCGGAGCUGGCGCCGCUGCAGCGCGCGGCGGCGCUCGACGGCGACGGCGACCGGAUCGUGUACUACUAUAUAGACCACAACAACGAAAUGCAGCUACUAGACGGGGACCGCAUAGCGACGCUGUUGGCCGGGUAUAUCGCGGAGUUGCUGCGCGCUUGCGGCGCCUCUCACAUCAACAUCGGCCUCGUGCAAACUGCGUACGCCAACGGCGCCUCCACGAAGUACAUCACUGAACAUCUAAAAGUUCCAGUGAGUUGCGUGAAGACGGGCGUGAAGCACCUGCACCGCGCCGCGCAGGCGUUCGACAUCGGCGUCUACUUCGAGGCCAACGGACACGGCACCGUGCUCUACAGCGACCGCGCCCACGCCGACAUACGCAGCAUCGCCAGGGACGGUGUAAAUGUUAUUGUCCGCAGUGAUCCAGAGCAGCGCGCGGCGGCGCAGCUGCUGUGCCACGUGGCGGACAUGACCAACCAGACGGUGGGCGACGCCGUCAGUGACCUGCUGCUGGCGGAGGCGGCGCUGCGCGCGCGCGGGCUGCACGUGGCGCGCUGGGCGCGCGCGUACCGGGAUCUGCCGUGUCGCCAGCUCAAGCUUCUUGUCGAGGACCGCAACGUGAUAUCAACAACGGACGCGGAACGCAAGUGCACCUCUCCCGAGGGACUGCAAACGAAGAUUGAUGAGCUCGUGGCCAAGUACAACAGUGGGAGGGCCUUCGUCAGACCUUCCGGCACCGAGGAUAUCGUGCGGGUGUACGCUGAGGCCGAUACCAGGACGGCUGCGGACACGUUAGCGGCAGAAGUGGCUCAAGCGGUGUUUGAUCUCGCGGGCGGGCGGGGGGAGAGGCCGGUGUUGCCAGCGUAAAUAUAUCAGAAAGUUAUAUAAAAAAUACAAGGAUUGCUGUGGAACGAUUGUUCUCGGAAAUUGUCUCCUUUGAGAAUUCCGCUGAUUUCCAAGAGAAUUUUUCAACGGUAAUAUUUGUAGAGAAUUUCCGAGAAUAUUUCCUGGCAGUUUUCAUGCAUUCUCGAAAAUUGUCGAGAACGGCUCAUCGCUAAUUGGGAUGCCAAAGCCUACAUAAAAUUUUAAAUGUGACAAGGUACCUCACGAACUUUCAUGGCAAGAUUCUAUAAUAACAACAUUUUGAGAUUGUAAAAAGCAUGUUAUGAGGGAAUAAAAUUUCCGAAGACUGGAAAAAAUAUGUGUGUUCGUCUAAGAAAUAAUUUUGGCAUGUAUAGAAGAAUACAUACGGAGUAAAAUUAAAUAUCGGAUGCUAUCAGGGAUUACAUGUAUUUUAAAUUGGAAAAAAUAUUCGAUUCACAAAUGUAGCUAAAGACAAAAUUAUUUAAAAUAAAAUCAAAAAUAGAAUUAUAAUGACCAGUUAGUAGUUCCUGAUUCUUUUAAAAAAUGAACCGAAUUUUAAUGUACAAUUUGUCUAUGAUUCUAACAUGACUAGUUAAACUGUUGGCACAACGUUCACCUAGUCUUUUUCGCUUUAUAAUUCGAAUAAUCCCUUAAUUUCAAUCAUAUUUAAGCUCGCAAAGUCAUAAUGUUGAAUACCUUAGAGUUUUCAAAGACAAUGUUUUUUUAAAAUAUAAUGUAGGUUUUUUUCUUAUCAUUUUUGUAAUCGAAUUUGAAAUCGUAUUUUAUUAGAAUUUAUUUUUAACCAUUAUUUUACAUUGUUGCACAAUCAAUAUUACCAGUAAUUUCAAAAUUUAAUUUUUUAUCUUCUAGUAUUCAUAAAAAGUCGAGAUCUAUUUUAGUUAAAUUAUGCUUGUAUCGUUCUGUCAUCAUUAAAUCUAAAAUAAGAUGGGUACAAAUAAAUAUGUUUUAACUAAAAUAAGUUUUAACUGCUCACGUGUUGUCAUUAUUAAGUCAGCACGAUAAUUAUAUCUUUUAAGAGCCAGGCCCCGUUGCUACGCUGCGCUCAGUUGCGACGCAGCACGUUGUGGCUCCGUUGUUUUCUAUAGUUUUCGACAUUGACGAUCGGUGACGUACUCCAUUAAAUUCUGCGUUGAUCCGUAGCAAUGGAGCCGGGCUCUAACUAUACACUGCCUGACUAGUGGUAGAUAUAUUUAGAUUUAAUAAUAAUAAUCUUAAUCAAAUUAAUAGAAUUAUGGUCCAUAGUUGUAUUGCCCUUGAGAUUUGAGAAGUUUGUAUAUUGUGUAUAAAAAAUCCAAAUUUGUCACAUGAUCAUGAAGAUAGAUAGAUAAAAAGUUUGAAAGAUGUAAAAUACUUCGAAAAUAGUAACGAAGUACAAGAAUUUUAUUGGAUCCAAAUAUUUACUUAUUUAAUAUAUAUAUAUAGUUAUGUCUUGAAUAAUCAGAAGAUUAUUAGUAAAUUUUUAAAAUUUAUUCUUAAAGUAGAUGUGAUUGAGUGAAAUCGUGAAAGUAGAAAUAAAUACGUUUGGAUCAUUCGCGAUCUUUUACGCGUUUCUGUCCCUUUUAGGUCAGAUUUUUGUAUUUUCGAUGAACCUUAAUGAUCGUCUACUUCUUUCUCUAAAAUAAAGUUUUGUAUAAAAAUUGUUUUAAGGCUGACAUUUUGCAAAAGACACUUCAAAUAUUUUCUGAGAAUAUAAUUGAAUGAUCAUAGUUAAGUGUCGAUAAAUAUGAGAUUAUUGUUUCUUCAUACAAUUUCGAUUUAAUGUUAUUAUUUCUUAUAAAUUGAGGAACUAAUAAUAAUAUGGAACUAACAUUUUUGCCGCGUUUGAUGCGAUUAUAAAAAAUGACACGUUCUGAAUUUGAUUAGACUUUAGUUGUAUAAAAAAAUAAUGUGAUAGCGUAAUUUGAUAGUUAAAAAUUCCGUACGCAUUUAUUGAACAAAUAUUUGUUAAUAUGUCGAAUAUUUGGCUAUGUCGCCUCCUAUUAACUACGUUAUAAAAAUGUCUUAAUUGUAUUUAAAAAACAAAAAAUAUAUAUUUCUGGUCAAAAUAAAUACAUUAUGCAAUGUAAUUUAAUUACUUAAUUGUCAAAUAAGUUUGUGACGCAAAACAUAUUUCAGUAUGUACCAUCUGGAUUAAAAGAUGUAAAUUCGCAUAUAAAGAGGUGCUGAGAUAUGUACAGAAAGAUUUUUAAAUAUUUUUCUAUGUAGCGUAGCGUACUGCUUUGUGUAAAAUCUCCAGAUGAAAAAGUUAGUUAUUUUUUACUUAUAGCACCAACACGUAAAAUGCAGAAAAAUAAUUAUUUGAUUAUAUAUUGUUAGUGCCCAUGAUUUAAAAGCUAGCUUCUAAUGCUAUGAGUGCAAUAGUUGAGAAUGUGUGAUUUUAUUAGUUACGCUAUUGUUAUAAUCAAUAAACCCAUAAUAAUUAACUA